UUAAAUCCUCUCUACCUCUAACCUCUCUCAACUCCCUCAGGUUUACACUCAGAGUUGUUGUUGUAGCUAGCCAGCUAGCUAAAGAGGGCGAUGUUUUUUGAGAAUAAAGUGUUGUCUGGCGGUUAAACUGGAUUAAACACGACAACAUGAGCUGGAUUCCAUUCAAGAUUGGACAACCGAAGAAACAGAUUGUUUCAAAAACGGUUGAAAGGGACUUUGAGCGGGAAUAUGAGAAGCUCCAGAAAUUGGAAGACCAAACAAAGAAGCUGCAUAAAGACAUGAAGAAGAGCACAGAGGCUGACAUAGCCAUGUCUAAAGCUGCAGUAAAGAUCUCUGGGGACUUGUUGAGUAACCCGUUGUGUGAGCAGGACCAAGCCUUCCUGGAGUCCAUGAUGGCUCUGGAUACAGCCAUGAAAAGAAUGGAUGCAUUCAACCAGGAGAAGGUCAGUCAGAUUCAGAAGACUGUGAUUGAUCCUCUGAAAAAGUACAGCAGUGUGUUCCCCAGUCUAAACAUGGCGGUGAAGCGGAGGGAGCAGGCUCUGCAGGAUUAUAAAAGACUGCAAGCUAAAGUGGAGAAAUACGAAGAGAAGGAGAAGACGGGACCCAUCAUGGUGAAGCUCCAUCAGGCUCGUGAGGAGUUGAGGCCAGUCAGGGAGGAUUUUGAAGCCAAGAAUAAGCAGCUAUUGGAAGAGAUGCCCAAAUUCUACAACAGCCGCAUCGACUACUUUCAGCCCAGCUUCGAGGCGCUUAUUCGAGCACAGGUCGUGUACUUCACAGAGAUGCACAAGAUCUUCAGCGAGUUGACUGAUCAGAUUGAUCAGGGUGGUCUGACGGACGAAGAGAGAGAACAGCAGAACGAGACGAAGCUAAACGAGUUGCGUGCUCUGUCCAUCGUAGCUGACGACUGAGAAAAGUGAAUGUUCAGCCUGUUUGUUCUUUUUCUUAUACCUUUUCCCAAACGCGUUGUUUGUUGAUAGUCAGAUGAUCGUUAGUCUCAGUCAUCCGAUGAACUGUGAACGAUUACCAGUUGAAUAGAUGUAGAAUUUAACUUAUUUAUUCUGUUACUUCUACUUUCGUUGAUAAGGUGACUAAUGAAUUUACUUUAGAUCUUUCAUUGUUAUAGUCUAUCAGACUUUCUGAUCAGACAUAGAUUACAGUUAUAUUUAAAGUCUACUAACAAGGAAUCAGACAAAUAUACCAUGUAAUAAGAAUCUGGGUUGAGGAACAAACUUCCCCUUUUUAUGUAACUAAAAUAUUUGUUUGGAAAAUGAAAGAAGAAGAAUGUCUUAAAGUAGAGCAUCACUGGAAUUGUGCGUAUACUUUAUUCUCGGCAGAUGAUUUCAGACUGUGUUGAAGUGGUUCAGUGUACAUUAACGGCACUGGUUCAUUCCACGAAAAGCAACUCUGCAUUUACAUCCCCAUCACAAUAAAGGUCACAUCAAAUAUAUUCAAAUGAUCAGCACACAACUUUAUUUGAUAUAGACGUAAAGUGUUCAGUGAACGUUUAUUCACUUUAGAUUCUCCAGCUGUCUCAAAGUUCACUAAACUGAAGUGUCUGAAGUUGUAGUUCAUGAACGUACUUGAAAAAUCAGUUGAUCAGUACUGUAGCGCCCUCUUCUGUCAGAAACAAAACAUCCGUUCUUUCAGCCUUUACAGAAACUGACUUUUUGUGUUCCUAGUAGAUGUUCUUUGUGUGUGGUGCUUUUAAACAUUAUAGCCUUUAAAAAUAUUCAUUUUGCUGCAUUUACCAGUUUCUACAGCCAUAACAGUUUUGGAUUAUGUUCAGGACCAAUCAAGCAAGCAAGUGCAUCUUCAUUUUCAUUUUGUUUGGAAGUGUAACUAGGAAUAAUCCAAAGUGUAAUGAAGUAAUGACAAUCGUCAAACGUUGAUUUUUGUGCACUGUAGCGUCAGUCAUUUAUGGUGGUUUGAUAAUGUUUGGGUUUGAAAUGGUGUUAAAAUAUGUGCCUUUAGUGUUUGGUUUCGUUCUGUCUCAGGACUUGGCUUCAGGCUAAAUGAAUGUUCUGAUGUUCCUGAUUUGCAAACCUGCCUGUAAAGCAGAAUUCCAUCAAUGUUUCUAAUGUAUGGAUAGUUUUGUUGAGGGGUUCAGAGUGGUUUAAUGUGCAGUAUAGAGAAACUUCCCAGCUCAGGUUUCUUUAGUGGCGCUGGUCGUAACAAGAGGUCACAAUAUCUAUCAAACAGAUCCAUUUUAUUUACUGUCCAAAAUAACCAGUGAACCUACACACGCCCUGAGUUUUAUAUGUAAUGUUGAUGAAGCUGAAAAAAUACUUUUCUUUGGGGCCCGUCUGUCCUUACAGCUCCAUGUACCUCUCUACUGUGACUGGAUAUUAAAAACACUAUCAGUGUCCUCUCAAAGUAUCAGAGAGGAUAUUCAUACUCACCUCUCUGUGAGGGAGUUUAGAGGCAUUAAACUCUUCAGAUGUCUGGUUCCCAUCACCAUCACUGUGAACAGUUCUGACUCAGCUGAUGUGAAAUGCUUCAUACAAACUUUGAAACAUUGGUGGAAUUCCACUUAGUCUCACUCAUACAUCCUUUGCUAAGACCUUGAGUACAACAGCCUUCUGCUUCUUUUCUGUUUUGUGUUGAUUGUAAUCCCAGUUUGCAAGUCCUUUGAAACGUGUAACAUUUGUAUUGGUCAUUUUAUAUCUGUCCUGUAAAGUCCUUAAAUAAAUUGGUUGCUAAAAUA
Colossoma macropomum (tambaqui) is the source of this 2704-nucleotide messenger RNA. RefSeq names its product bridging integrator 3 (gene bin3). Gene Ontology annotation, cellular component: actin cortical patch; cytoplasm. Lineage: Eukaryota; Metazoa; Chordata; Actinopteri; Characiformes; Serrasalmidae. Bases 147 to 908 code for a protein of 253 amino acids. The record is from RefSeq and is a predicted model, not a curated record. The transcript is spliced from 9 exons. Gene Ontology annotation, molecular function: protein binding; lipid binding. Gene Ontology annotation, biological process: actin cortical patch localization; plasma membrane tubulation; endocytosis.